Protopolystoma xenopodis is the source of this 1197-nucleotide messenger RNA. The record is from the annotation of a GenBank genome assembly. Lineage: Eukaryota; Metazoa; Platyhelminthes; Monogenea; Polystomatidea; Polystomatidae.
AACACCAACACCAACGUCAACGUCAACGCCAACAUCGACGGCGACGGCGACGUCGUCUGGCGGAGGCGAGCAGUGUUGCGGCCGUCCAAGUCGUUUGUCGUCGGCUCGCAUUCCGAGGCCUGGAACAACUCGUUGCCGUCGACGCAACGCGUCUCGCUGUCUUGCAGCACUUUUGACGGGCCCGAGUCCGAGUCCGAGUUCGAGUUCGAGUCGUUGGAUUGUGCGCCGGUACCGCCGCUGCGCGCCUCCAGACCUCGGCCCGAGCCAGCCCUGCUCCAGACGCCGCAACCCUACCACCCAGGCGCCCGGCAACACGGCGUCGUCGAGGCGGCCUCCUCCGGCCUCGGCAUCCGCAUCUGUCCGGUCAUGCAGAACGGCGUGAAGAUGAGCAACACGCACUAUUGGAUGCUCAAUUCCCCGCGUUCCUACCAUCUGCGUCACCGGGCGCCGGCUGGUUGUCAAGACACCAACCGACUGUUGACACCCGGCGCCUGGCAACCGAUGAUGUGUCCGAGUCCGAGUGUGCUGGAGACGAGCCGAGGGCACGGUUACGCGUUGGCCUACGUCAACCUGCCGCAGAGCUCGGCUGGGCCAAGUCUGCGGGACGCCGAGACGGACUGGCUGCUGCGGCGCCAGCAGCCACGGCAACAGUCACACUCGCCGCAUCAGCCCGAGCCGACGCAGCAACGGGCACCGACAAACGGACAACUGGCCGCGAUGAACCUGCGCCGAGGCAGGUCGGAGACGGGCAAGGAGUAUCUGCAGUUGUUCCAGCGCGGCUUGGUCCUGCGUCUGCGGCACCAAGUGCCCGAGGCGACGGAGGCCGAGUGCCACGCCGUCUUGGUCGGCUCCAGUUGGUCGUUCGAGGAGGCGGUGCACCGACUCAAGCUGGAGCUGCUCUGUCGUCUCAGCUCGGCCUCGAAGGCCCGUUGUCAACGUGUCCUCGUCCAGAACGCUUGGGACCUCAUCGCGGCUCAAGCACAAGUCCGCAUCGACAGUCUGUCUCGGGAGCAUCGUCUCUUGCAGAAGCGUCGACGAGCCAACAUUCCCGACGCUCUGUCUCAGGCGCAAAUGAUGCCGGAGUCUUUGGCUCCGACCAACUGGCGCCAACCGGCCCACCCGACCUCGGCAACAACGACGUCGUCAAGACCGUCGAUACCGUCGCUACCGUCGCCACAGUCGCCAUCGCCGCCUUGA